Camelina sativa (false flax) is the source of this 1569-nucleotide messenger RNA. RefSeq names its product zinc finger BED domain-containing protein RICESLEEPER 3-like. The record is from RefSeq and is a predicted model, not a curated record. Lineage: Eukaryota; Viridiplantae; Streptophyta; Magnoliopsida; Brassicales; Brassicaceae. Gene Ontology annotation, molecular function: DNA binding.
AUGUCUCAUGAUUCUGGUGAAGACAAUAGCGACCCCGUCCUACAUGAAGAGAUUGAUGAUGGUUCGCUAGCUUCUUCAUUUGGAGAGAAGAGAAAACAAACUCAGCCGAGGAGAAAGCCAGCUCAUAGGUCUCAUGUUUGGGAGCAUUUUGUUCAGCAAGCACAUGAUGAUGCCAUUGCAAACUGUCGGUACUGUGGUCAAGAGAUAGGAUGUGACACAGUGAUUCAUGGAACAAGUGCAAUGAAGAAUCAUAUUAGUAGGUGUAAGUUGUUCAAGAUGCAUCAAGAGAGUGGAAGUCAGAAGGUGUUGGCUGGUGGUAGCAGUGGUGUAAUGACAGCAAUCAAGUAUGAUCAAGGUUUGUUCAUAAGGUCUGUGAAUGAGAUGAUCGUCCUUAAUGAGCUGCCGUUUGCAUUUGUGGAGUCCGAGGGAUUUAGGAGAUUGUGCAGCAACAUGCUUCCAAUAGAUUGGAAGCUGCAGAAGAGGAUCAUUAGUUUUAAGCCAGUCACAGAUCACAAAGGUGAUACAAUUGCUGAGCACUUGGUUGCCUGUCUAGAAGAAUGGGGAAUCGAGAAGGUCUUCACAGUAACAGUCGAUAAUGCUAAGGGGAAUGACAAGGCUCUAAGGGUUUUCACAGACGCUUUGAUCAUGAGAGGACCUGAUGCUUUAGUAAGCAAUGGUGAUUAUUUUCAUAUGCGGUGUUGUGCGCAUAUCCUCAACUUGAUAGUGAGGGAUGGUUUAUCCAAAGCAAAAAGGAGUAUAGUUUCAAUCAGAAAUGCGGUUAAGUAUGUGAGAUCAUCUGGUGAUAGACUGAAGUUGUUUCUGUUGAGGGUCGACACAGGGAAUGUAGGUAGAGGUAGUUUGUGUCUUGAUGUUGCUACUAGAUGGAAUUCCACCUAUCUAAUGCUGACAGCUGCAAUCAAGUUUCGGGUUGCCUUUGAGAAGAUGUUGGCCGAAGAUAAGUUGUAUAAUGACUAUUUCAUGGAAACUGAAGAAAAUGGAGAGGCUACGGGUGAUGAAGCUGAGUUGAAUGGACAGAAGCGUGUUGGUCCUCCUACUUUUGCUGAUUGGGAUCAAGUGCAGAGGUUAGUUAAGUUCUUGAAGAUAUUUUUCAACUGCACUUUGUCUUUCUCAGCCACCAAAUCAGUGACCUCUACUUUUUGCUAUAACGAGAUUGUGACUAUUGAGAGGAAUCUGAUCAAUCUAAGCACAAACGGUGAUGUGCUACUAAAGACAGAAGCGAUGAUGAUGAGGAGUAAGUUUGAAAAAUAUUGGGAUGGUCUCUUGAACAUGAAUCCGCUUGUGAUCAUCGCAAGUGUGUUUGAUCCCAGGAACAAGAUGCAAUUUGCUGGGCUUUGCUUCGACAAGCUAUAUGGAAAAGACAGUGUUGAAAGUACUCAUCUAAGAUCAUCAAUCAAGGGUGUCAUGAAGAAGUUGUAUGCAGAGUAUGUGAUGAAGUUGAGCUUAAGUGAACCUGGAGUACCAACUACUGCUGGAGUUGGAACUAAUCCUGUAGUAUCCGCAAAUGAUUUGUUUGAUUUGUCGGAUGAGGAUGGAUACACUAUACUCUGA